This is a messenger RNA of Amoebophrya sp. A120, 1433 nucleotides long. Lineage: Eukaryota; Dinophyceae; Syndiniales; Amoebophryaceae. The record is from the annotation of a GenBank genome assembly.
UACAACGUGCCGCCGCGCGGGCUACGGUGGAAUGGUGGGGGAUUUGACGUUGUCGCGCCACGCGAGGCGGAAACACUUGCGCGCAAUUUUCGCAGCCGCAAGCUCCAUGAGCCCGCAAGGGCGGGCGGGUUCGUGGUGAAGAUGGGCAUGAGGCAGUACAAGACCGCCGCCGCGAACCUCCUGCAGCAGCGACCCCCACCCGACUGGAGUCGCGCGGGCCUGGUUUACCUGCUGAAGUGCUGCGCGAAGUACAGGACCCCCGCGGCCAAAAAGAUCGCAGAUGCUGAGAAAGCUGCCGGGCUUCGGGCUGCUGGCGUCGUCGCGCGCGCGCUGUCGGAGCUCGUGACCGAGUUCAUUCCCGGCUACGGUCGGCACCCAGAUGACCAGCAGCUGGCGCAGCUGGUCCGCGACUUUGUCGAAAAUGAGAUCAGGUCCUCCGUGCAGUGCUUUUUGGAGGUGGACAUCAGUAAAACCGAGAAGCAGCAGCGACUGCGGAAGAAAAGGCGCCUCGCACGCAUCGCGGCACUGCAAAGCGGGCGCCGCCGCGUGACGACGAUCUACGACCUCGUCCUUCUGGGCAAGGGGUAAAGAGAAGAUGAGAACGGCAACGGAGUUAGGUCUGAACUACAGCGCGUUUUUUACUAUCUUCAAGGAGGUGAGUCAUGGGAACGCAGCAAAUCCGUUGCAGCGCGGUUUUAUUUUCAAAGCCUCCAUUCGUCGCACGCCGUUCUUUCUGUAGAACGUCUUCGAAAAAACCUGGAAGUAAAAGAAGCGGAGCAGAAGGUGGUGAGUACAGAUGAUGCAAAGAUGCCAAAGUGCGUCGAGUUUUAGAGACGGAAAGAAAUUCUAGUAUUGUUGUUCGCUGCAACCACUGGAUCCAUGAAAAAAGAUCAUAGUUUGAUGUUAUAAAAAAUCUACAAUUUCAAUUUCUCGUCGUUUUUACGUCUCUAUUAUUUUAUUUUGUUUUUCACUUUCACAACGACUUUCUUAUGCACGCUUGCUAAAACAAAUAACUCUGAUGUCUGUGCGAAAAACAAAAAGUAUCAACAUCGCAUGAAACACUAGGGUUUUGAUGUUUUGCAAGUGCGAUGAAGCUGCAGCAAGAUCUGCCGCUUAAAAGAAGCUCACGGGAGGGCAGUACGUCAAAGAAUAACGAUGUAGAUUGAACCGUUGCGAAAGCUCUCAACGUCUUCACAGCAGCACAACCAGGAAAACCAAAACCGGAAAAAGCAAGCCCUUCCUUCUUUCAGCUGCAUAUGCAUCUUUUCUUCUAUUUGCGGCGUUGUUCGGGAUUCAAAAAUCGACGUCCAAUGAUUCGCUGCGAUCCUAACACUGUCCUAUAUGUGUCACAAAUAGCCACAGAAAAUCACGCGAAGACUUCAAGUCGAGAUUGAAGCUGAACUGAAAUAGUCUAUCUUAUGCUGAUCCUCGGC